Punica granatum (pomegranate) is the source of this 1087-nucleotide messenger RNA. The record is from RefSeq and is a predicted model, not a curated record. Lineage: Eukaryota; Viridiplantae; Streptophyta; Magnoliopsida; Myrtales; Lythraceae.
AUCGAUAAUCGUAUAAUGAACAAUUCAAGAUGGCUCCUCCCCGCCGCCACCGCUGCUUACAGCACCAUCGCCGGAGAAAUCUUCGGUGGCGGCUGCGGGAGCUCGGUUGUAGAGGGCAUGGUCUCGUUGAUGAGAAGUCUGACCUGUGGCUCGCUGGGGCCGGGCUGCACCACGGGGACGGGCUUCGGUGCUUGCGGGAUUUCCCCGAUCCGGGUCGCCUCGAUCAUGCCCUUCUUCCAGGGGGCUAAGUGGUUGCCCUGCAACGAGGCGGCGUUGCCGGGGCUCAUCAGCAGCACAUUUACGACCGAGUAUGCUGAUACAGAGGAGGAGAGUGAUGAUAGGAGGGAGAGCUUUGAGAAGAAGUCAGGCAGUAGUGGGUCGGGGCCGGGUUCCAGUUGGUGGUUUUCGAGGUGGUUUGGGGUGCGGUCAGAGGAUGCAAAGGCGGCGGUCACGGCUCUGACAGUGAGCCUGCUGUUCAAGUCGUCUCUUGCAGAGGCGAGAUCGAUCCCUUCUGCCUCCAUGUCCCCGACUCUUGAUGUGGGUGAUCGUAUUUUAGCUGAAAAGGUAUCAUAUAUGUUCAGAAAGCCUGAGGUUUCUGAUAUAGUGAUAUUCAAGGCGCCUCCGAUCUUGCAGCAAUUGGGCUAUGGCUCAGCUGAUGUGCUCAUAAAAAGAAUCGUGGCGAAGGCGGGCGAUCAUGUGGAAGUACGUGAUGGUAAACUAUUGGUGAAUGGUGUUGAAUGCAAUGAGGAAUUCGUUCUGGAACCGCUUGCUUAUGAGAUGGAACCAAUGCUUGUGCCUGAAGGUUAUGUUUUCGUGAUGGGAGACAAUCGCAACAACAGCUUUGACUCCUACAAUUGGUUAAGUUCGAAAUUUUCAAGUUUCUAUCUCUUCCUUUUGGUCUACUUCAAACUAUCAGGCACCAGAUCGAAAUGUUACAGAACAUUUUGGAUAUUGAUAGCCUUCUCUGAAUUUUAAAGUUCUUAGUUAUAUGCAUUCCAUAAUUUUCAGGGGCCCGCUUCCGGUCAAGAACAUCCUGGGUAGAUCGUGGUUCCGCUACUGGCCUCCUUCUGAGAUAUCCAAUGACUCA